CAAGUAUUUACAUAUGUAUAAGCAAAAUUCUUACUACACUCCCAGCUUGCACUUCAAGAUAGACAGUGGUUCCUCCCCACCCCUCGCGGUUCCUUCUUUCUUUUUUUGACAGCCAGUUAAUAAAGACUCAACAAUAAGCAGCUGCUUGUGAUGUCAUUUGGGACUUUGUCCACAGAGCUUGUAUUUACAAGUACGGAGCCGCAGAAAAACUAACUGGCAGCAAACUUUAUGUCUGCAGUUACAGUAGGACUUUCAACUGUGCUCAUGAUGAACUUGAGAGCUCACUCAGUCCUCCACACCAGAAAUUUUUAAGGCUUGAUAAAUAAACACAGCAUUUACUCAAGAGGAUUCUGGACAGCAGGAAACUUCCACAGGUUUUUCAUUUCUCUAGUACUGGAACAAGUUUUAAUGGAGCAACAGCAAUGAAAAUUGCAAAUACAUGGUAUUUCCAACAAAGAACAUUAUAGACAUGGAUAAAAAGCAGCAAAUAGUAAAAAAGGAGUUUGGGAAGAGAUUCUCCCUGGACAGCAGACUCAUGGAGUACAUGGACUCAAAUAAAUACGUAGAUUACUUGCUAAGUCACAUGGAAGAACAGCGCUGGAACUUGUGGAAGGAAAAGUUGUCUGUGGCCCGGCUACAGCAGGAAGUUGCCCGAAAUAAGAGUGACGGAACAAUGCGCGAGAAGCUGGUACAUGAGUUGGAGGAAGAGCGACAUUUGAGAUUUGAAAGUGAAAAAAGACUACAAGAAAUGACACUAGAGUCUGAGCGCCAUAGAGUUCAAAUGUGUGGACUGCAACAGCAGUUUUCAAGAAUGGAAGAAACAGUGAGGAACCUACUACAAAGUCAAGGAUUAUCUGAACCCAAUGGAGAAGAAUCUGUGCCCAUAUUAAAAUCUUAUCAGGAAACAUUAAUGCAAGAGGGCAAGCAGUGCAAAACAGGAGUGGAAGACAUUUGCAUGUCAGAUAAACAUUCAAGGAGUGAAAACAGCAGCAGUGAAGAGGAAAGAGACAAAUCAAAAUUACUCUUGGAACGGCUGAAGGCUCUGGAGGCAGAGAAUUCCGCACUGGCUAUGGAAAAUAAAAAUCAGCGAGAGCAGUAUGAAAGGUGUCUUGAUGAGGUAGCCAACCAGGUUGUACAAGCUCUGCUUACUCAGAAGAAUUUGAGAGAAGAAUGCUUGAAGUUGAAAACAAGAGUUUUUGAUCUGGAACAACAAAACCAAACACUAAAUGUGCUAUUCCAGCAAAGAGUGAAACCAACAUCUAGCAUACUGUUUCAGGAAUGCCAGCAGAAUAUGAAAUCUGGAAUACCUGCCUUGAAAUGCCAGAAUCAGCUAAAUGGGUUUGGACCUCACCAAGUUUAUCCUCGAAGCAGCUGCAGCAGCAGUGAACUCUCCUUGUCUAGCGCCUGCAGUGAAUAUUCCAGCAGUUCAUCUUGGAAUGAUGGGAAAGCAUGCAAGAAAAAGUCAGUAAGCUGGGAUAAAAGGAUAAGUAUAGGCUCUUCAUUCCCCAGCAACCAUUCCAGUCCUGCUGAUGACCUACCUCCAACUCGUAUCAAGGAAAAUCACAUUUUGGAUGGGCUGAAGAAGCUACAAAAACAAAAAACAACAUUAGAACCUCCUUCGGUUGUAUCCAAGUGGGGCUAUAAAGAUUGCAUGGAUUCUAACGAAGGAAUCUAUUCUCCUGGAAUUAAGUACGGCACUCAUAAAGAACAGGCUAAUAGCAGGCCUGAAACAGAAGCGGUUUGCCUAGAUCACCAAAAAAUCUUUGUGUAUGAUUCUGAUUCCCACGAGGAUGUGGAUGAUGACUCUUCAUCUUUAGCACUACUGCAUGAACUACCAAGGAAAGACUGUCGGCACUACUAUAAUAAAUUAACUCACAGUGUUUCUGACAGCUUAUUUGGCUGGGAACCUGAUAGAAGGCAUUUAUCAGAAAUAAGUUCUUACUUUAAUUCAAAGGAAAAACCCGAAAAACUGACUAGUUUUGUCAAUGGAUUUCAAUUGGGUUCAAAAUCGUGCAGGGAUAUGAAGCUGCCUGUGCUGCAGAUAGAUAAAAGUCAUUCCAGUGUAAGCUGGAGAGACCUUAAUUUACACCUUUCAGAUACUGAUGACAAUGAAAUCCUUGAUGAAUUACAUAUAGAAAGCAGCGACGAGAAAAGCCCACCGUAUUUGUCAUUAGCACCCUCUGCAGAAAAGAACACAGAGAGCUGUGGUGUGCUUGGGGAGAAAGGAAACACUCAGCUGGCAUCUUCUGAAAAACAAGCCCCUCCCUCAGACAUCAGGACAAAGGCAUGCAAUUUUAUUAAGCAACAAAAAAUUAUAAAGAAGACUUCUUCAGAAGAAUGUAUUACUGUAAUAUUCGAUGCCGAAGAUGGCAAACCUAUUGAAUUUAAUUCACAUCAGGCUGGAAUUGUUACUGUAACUAGAAAUGAAAUUUCAAUUCACCAGCCGGACGAUGCAGAAAACACUACAUGUUUAUCUCAGGGAGUAUCUAAUUUGCAAAAUGCAAUAGAUGCUAAAAGCUGCCAUGUUAUGCAAAUGCCUGUUAAUAAAGCAGAGAGAAAAACUGCCCCAAGUGAUUUCAAGGAUGACUGUGCAAGUGUCCCUACUCCCCACAUCAGAGAUUGUCCUAUACAUUUCAGAAAACCACUGUGUCAAAAUACAUCUCAACAAAAACUAACCAAGCCUGGAUGCAGUAUUUCUUCUAAUUUGAGCUCCCCUUCUUGUAUCCAAGAGGGUAAUAAUCAAAAACACAAGUUAACAAAAGUAUCCAGCAGAGACAGGUUUUUACCCCAGACAGCAAAAGUGGUCAUGGCUGAAAACUUUCCUUUAGUCUCUUCACAUUGCUUUAAGACCUUGGAUAAAGGUCCACUGUCACCUGCAAAAUGGUUGAGACGCCAAAAGAUGGCAAAUCCAAAUCAGAAUUCAAAAGUAGGCUUGAAUAACUGCAAGAUGUUAGCCCAUCCAGAAACUAAGAAUUUGCUCUCAGAAUCAACUGCCCUGCCUCAGCAUCUUCUAGAGCCUGUCCACAGUGAAGAGAAACCAACCAGAGAUGUCCAUUGUGAUGGGCCACCAGUGGAGGCCAGAUCUCCAUCCCCUCCCCUUCCUACUGACAGAUCAGCUUCACUGCUAAUUAGACCACAUUAUGAACAUUCACCCCCUGUUCUUGACCAACCAGGAGCGGGUUUUCUCAGUGAUACAAGAAAAGAUGUCCAGUUGUCACCACAGAAAGGAAAGUCAGUGCCUGUUUGUCAUAACGUUGCUGUUUAUGAAACAAAAACUGCUAAGCUGCCUACAACACCUCCAGUUGAAUCAAACCAUUUUCAGGACAAGGGGGAAGGCAAAUGCAUAUCAGAAAAGUCCCCGGCCACAAGCCAAGUCGUUUCCAAGAUUUUCAGCAAGAAAAUUGGUCCACCAAGUUCAAACUUGCCCAUGUUCUACAGCAACCAAGAACUAUACAAUUCCAGAGUUGUCCCUACAGCUUUCGCCCCGCAAGAUAUAAGCUCCCUGCCUCAGGAGACUGGUGUACCUCAGAAACCAAAGUUUCCCGAAAGUUUCUGCACUUCAUUGGAGCAUCACAUAAGUACAGUUGGGGAACAGAGUGUAUUGCCUCAAAUCAACCCUUCUCCAGUUCCUUUGCUAUUUCAGGGAAGGGAUGAUGGAAGCUUGUCUGACAAGGUCCUGAAGCCCCAUCUCUCUGUGGGACUGAAAUUAUUCAUAACUUCUCCCCGCUUUGUCAGGAAGAGUUCCACCGUGCCAGGAAAGCAGGAAAAAGACUGUAUGAAUGCAGCCUCUAAAUGCAGCGUGAAUUCAGAUAAACAGAGGCAAGGUGACUCUUCACCUCAAACCACUAUAGACUCGGCAGACCCGGAAGAAUGGAGUCCAGAGCCCCAAAUAAAGGGAAGUUUCUCAAAAAAGCUCAAAAUGGACCCAGCCUUCCCCAUUUCCUCUGAAACUUGCAAUUUGAUAGAGACGGACAGAUUUGAAAACAAAUCUGUUAAAAGAUCCCUUUCUUCUAGUAAUAAAGCAUACCUGAAGCCAGCCCUUGGCAUGACCGGAGCCAAGGCCCGUAGUCAAAGUUUCAGUAUUUAUACUGAAGAAAUAUUGCACGCGCCUUCCCCAGAACGGUUGGGAAAAGUGAGAACGCAGAUUAUAACAAAUACAUCAGAACGAGGGAAUUCUCUGACCAGGCAAAACUCAGCAGUGGAGGGAUUACAAAUGAAGUUUGUUUCAGAAUCGGCUGGGACAGCAGAGGUGGCUCCUGCAGUUCCUUGCACUCGGCAAGGCAUGUGUGCAAAAGCGACCGGUUCCAAUAGUCAGAUGAGCAACCCAAGCAAGCUGCCGUUUCGAACGUCUCCAAAAGGAGAUCUGUGCACCAGCGUUUUGAAAAAGGGGAUCCACAAAUCAGCAUCCCAGAGCGAAGUUCCAAAAACAUCUGGCCAAGAUGAAAAAAGCAGUGACAUUUCCAAGCGUCAGUCAGCAGUGGAAAAAAGUGUUACCCAGACAGAAAUCAACCAAACCAGUGUUUCCUCAGACCAAAUUUUCCCUUUUCAGAAAAAUGUGGACAGGAUUGAGCGUCAUCAUAAAGCCGAAGGAAGCAAGACAGCAUUGCAAGAAAUGUGUCUAAAUGGUCCCGAAACCUCUGGAAAGGCUUCGGUUUCAACCAGCUCACAUCCUACAAUAGAAGAAAAAGUGAUGUUGUGCAUACAAGAGAACAUGCAGAAAGGACAAGGGCAAAACACAUCUGGGCCUGAGAUGAAACAAAAAAAUGGGGGCCCUUCUCUUGCCAGCUGGUUUGGUUUCCGAAAAAGUAAGCUCCCAGCCCUGAACAGCCGAAAAAUAGAUACCUCAAAAGUCAAAGUAGAAAAGAAAGAGGCCAAAGGUUCAGCUUUUGGAAGUAAGCAAGCAAAAUCGGAAAAAAGGAAAGACAAAAAGAAAAGCGAACAGCACUGCGAAGCGGAAAAUGAGCUGAACAGGAAAACUUCUGUCCUUUUAGAGGGUGCUCCCAAAGGAAAAAAAUUGACAAAAGCUGUUCACCCAAACCCAAACCAAACAAGAUCCGAACAGAAAAACAGCCCUACUGCUACCUACUCAGGAAAAGACAACUUUAUGAAAGAGCUUUUACACAGAGUUGAUAAGAAGGCAGCCCAGCAGACAGAAAGUGGAUCAAAAAAUGUUUCCUACAGGAGCGUGUCGAAGAGCCUAUCCCAGGGUUCUCCUCUUCCCAGCAACUCCAUCAAUACUCAAAGAAACCAGAAGAAAAACAGCAAAACAAAGGUUGAUAUAGAAAUACCAAACAAGACCUUGGUCAAGGUAGUAAGAGAAAACUUUCAAGAAGAUGCAGAAGAUAACCUCCCAGAUUCAAGAAAUCAAAGCCAUUUAAUAGAAUCCUGCUGCCAAAUGAGGACAUUGGACAGUGGAAUAGGAACCUUUCCUCUUCCAGACUCAGGAAACCGUUCAACGGGCCGACACGUUUCUAAACAAGGACUGGAUUUAGAAAACGAAGAUUUCACAUCACCCGAGCAACCUUUUCCUCAGUCUCCAUCUGAGAAAGCCCAAACCCUAGAACGAGAAGUGCCUUCAACAACUAAUAAAAGCCCGGGAUCUGUCGAGAGUGUAAUUUCUCAUUCCGCAUCAGAUCCUACAAUGGCUGAUAGAGGCGUGCGGGCUUUGCAGAGUCAUCUUCCGAAAGCAGCUUCUUCAGGAGUAACAGGUCCCGUGGGAAAAAACAGUCAAGAAUCGAGUUGUUUGGCUUCGGCAUCAUUAGAUGAUUCAGAGAAAGAAAAAAACAGCAAUGUAAAGAUGUUUCCAGACUGGAGCAGCAAGAAUGUUAUCAAAGCCAAGGACAGGGCACUGAGAGUGUGCACUUACUCUGCUAGCAGUAGCAGUGAUACCGAAAUGGAGCUAGAGCAUGAAACAAAUGAUUUUGGAACUGGAGGGGAAAUGUUGGUAGAUUUAAUGAAGAGCAACAAACAAGCAAUCAUAUGGGAGAAGUUACUGUCAUAUAAUCAGAAGCAAGUAUCCUUGGAUAAAGGUGGACUUGAAAGUGGGCUGCCCCAUCUUCAAGUUACAAAUCUUAAUUAUUACUUUGUUCUUCUCACCACUGGAGAAAUUGAAGCAACCUGAGGAAAUGAAAGAAUCUCAAAAAAAAAAGGAUGUCUAAAGUUUGCCUUGAACGCUCAUUAAAUUUAAUAGCAACAAAUGCAUUUUGUUGGGAAAAGAACAGUGCAAAUAAGGUUGAAGGGCAAGAAGAAAAUGGGAAAAAUGAAGAAAUAUUUCUAAAUAGUUCUUGAGGUAGAGAACACAUAAAACCUUUCAGAGAUUCUUUGUAUGGCAGCUUCUCAUCCAGUGCAAGAUCAUACAAGGUUUAAAGAUACUCUACAGCGAUGAAGCACUUAACAGAAGAACUAAACAAGAUCAGUAAAUAUAUUGAGAGUUGCUAAGACUCACCAUAGCAUAUAUCCUGAUACGAUUGUACAAUAAAGAGGAGACUGCAUCCUUGUGAAAAGAGAGAAAACACAAUACCUAUAAAACAGUUAUAACUUUUAAAGUCUUAAUUUGCACUUUCAUGAAUUAUUGUACAGAAGUUGUAAAAAUGUUCUUUGACAAAGAAAAUUAUAUUUGUAGAAAAACGUGAUAGCAAUAAAUACUAAUUUGUGCCGUGUUUCUGAAAUGGCACUUUACUAACUUUAAAUACUGGUCUUAAUAUUAACAAAAUUAGUGUUCACUUUUAUAAAGUAAAGUUUUAUAAACAUUCUAGUCUUAAAAUCUUAUGCAGCUGAAUUGCUUUGUUUGCCAAAAUUGAACUUGCCAAAUUACAUUAAAACCACUUGGAUUACAUUAUACAACAUAAAAAUGCUGUUUUUGAACCAAGAUUUAUUCCUAGUUCAAACAUCUCCAAAAGAUACUCCAUAUGUAGUCUUCUGUAAUUGUUAUAUCUUGUGCUGAUUUAACAUGUAUUCAGAUUUUAUCUUAAUGUUAUUUCAGAAUCAUGGAAAAAAGGCCAUUUAGAUUUGUAAUUUACAUGUUAAAUUUUUGUAACAAGGAAAAAAUGGUGCUAGCAAAGAAAUUUGUGAUUUUUUUCCUACAAAGACUGUUUAUAUGUGAGGGAAAAUGUCUAUUUCAAAGGUGGAGUGUUAUUUUUUCUAGAUGUGAAGUAUUUAUAACAACUUUUGUACAGCAAUCUGUAAUCUAGCUACAUUUGUGAUACUUAGUCAUUUUACUGUUUAUAGCAAAUUCCUAUUCAUUUUUCCUCAGAGUAUGAUGUACUAUCAGUGUUAUGUUAUUAAUACUUUUGUGCAAUGUUACAUUUUAUGUUGUUUUAAAUAUACUGUACUGUCAGGGUGGGAUUUCAUUCUCUCAGACUUUUAUAAAAUUUAUUUUGGAAUUUAUUUCUGAAUAAAAGUCAUAUCACAUCUA
This is a messenger RNA of Crotalus tigris (Tiger rattlesnake), 7414 nucleotides long. RefSeq names its product NCK associated protein 5 (gene NCKAP5). The transcript is spliced from 19 exons. Gene Ontology annotation, biological process: microtubule depolymerization; microtubule bundle formation. The record is from RefSeq and is a predicted model, not a curated record. Gene Ontology annotation, cellular component: microtubule plus-end. NCBI's taxonomy places the organism in Eukaryota, Metazoa, Chordata, Lepidosauria, Squamata, Viperidae. Bases 440 to 6121 code for a protein of 1893 amino acids.